Molecule: messenger RNA, 2413 nt
Organism: Engraulis encrasicolus (European anchovy)
Lineage: Eukaryota; Metazoa; Chordata; Actinopteri; Clupeiformes; Engraulidae
Gene: ndnf
Product: neuron-derived neurotrophic factor
Exons: 4
Coding region: 401-2164 (587 amino acids)
Biological process (GO): extracellular matrix organization
Molecular function (GO): protein binding; heparin binding
Source: RefSeq, a predicted model, not a curated record
AGCAGGGCGAGAGAGCGAGCCUGAGUUCGCACCAGUUCGCUCCUCACUCAGUUUAGACGGAGUCUCUGAAGCGACCGCACGGCAGGGGAGGUACACUCUGCCAAAUCUCAGGAUACCCCUUUAGACUUUUGGGACCAGCACAAAUCCGCUAGAUGUGGGCGCACGCACCAAGAGCUGUAAUCCCGUAGAUAGCCCACCACCGCACGAGAACUGAGGAUUCUACCAGGAGCAGAAAAAGGGACAACUUUAUUGCGCGUUUCACGCUGUCAACUUGCAUCCACACACGUUUAGUUCUCUUUUUCCUAUUUUCUGUGCGGCUCUCAAUUUGAACUGAAACUCAUCAUAUUGGAUCGGGCUUAUAUUUGAAUUAUCUUCAACGACACUGAAUCAGUCAAUAAGGAUGAGGAUGUGUUGGGGUGCCGUCAGCCUGCCGCUGGCCCUGGCCCUGGUGCUGGGGACGGCACUGGCCCAGAAGCUGCCCACGCGGGACGAGGGCCUCUUCCAGAUGCAGAUCCGCGACAAGGCCGUCUACCACGACACCUCCGUCAUGCCCGACGGAGCCGAGAUCAGCGGCUACCUCUUCAGGGACACGCCCAAAAGGUACUACUUUGUGGUGGAGGAGGACAACACUCCCCUGUCUGUGACGGUCACUCCAUGCGAUGCCCCACUGGAGUGGAAGCUCACCCUUCAGGAGCUGCCAGAGGAGGCCAGUGGAGAGGGAUCAGGUGAACCAGAGCCCCUGGACCAGCAGAAGCAGCAGCUGACCGCCAACGAGGGCACCACCAACGAGGGCACGGAACUCUUCAACUACAAGGGCAAUGACGUGGAGUCCUUCAUCUCCACCAGCUCCCCGUCGGGACUCUACCAGCUGGAGAUCCUCUCCACCGAGAAGGACAGCAACUUCAAGAUCUACGCCACCACCACGCCCGAGUCCGACCAGCCCUACCCCGAGCUCCCCUACGACCCUCGCGUGGACGUGACCUCGCUGGGCCGCACCACCGUCACACUGGCCUGGAAGCCCACGCCCACCGGCUUCCUCAUGGGCCAGCCCGUGCAGUACUGCGUGGUCAUCAACAAGGAGCACAACUUCAAGAGCCUUUGCGCCGCCGAGGCCAAGAUGAGUUCGCCUGAGGACAGCUUCAUGAUGGCGCCCAAGCCGGGACGCGACUUCAGCCCGUUCGACUUUGCCCACUUUGGCUUCGUGCCGUCCGAGAACGACUUUGGGAACAAGGACCGGGGCCUGUCCUCCAACCGGGCGCCAAGUGGCAAGCUUUCCAGUCGCUCGUAUGGCGGCCCCAAGCCCAAGGCCUCGGACAUCCAGAAGCUGUGCAUCGGCAACAAGAACAUCUUCACCGUGUCCGACCUGAAGCCCGACACGCAGUACUACUUCGACGUCUUCGCCAUGAACAGCGCCACCAACACCAGCACGGCGUACGUGGGCACGUUCGCCCGCACCAAGGAGGAGGCCCGCCAGAAGACCGUGGAGCUCAAGGACGGCAAGAUGGCCGACGUCUUCAUCAAGCGCAAGGGCACCAAGUUCCUGCGCUUCGCCCCCGUCUCCUCCCACCAGCGCGUCACCCUCUUCGUGCACGCCUGCCUCGACAACGUCCAGGUGCAGGUGCGUCGUGACGGCAAGCUGCUGCUCUCGCAGAACGUGGAAGGCGUGCGGCAGUUCCAGCUGCGCGGCAAGGCUAAGGCUAAAUACCUGAUCCGGGUGCGCGGCAGCCGCAAGGGGGCCUCCACCAUGAAGGUCCUGGCCAGCACGCGGCCCAGCAGCAAGCAGCCGUUCCCGUCGCUGCCCGAGGACACGCGCAUCAAGGCCUUCGACAAGCUGCGCACCUGCUCGUCCGUCACCGUGGCCUGGCUGGGCACGCAGGAGCGCAACAAGUUCUGCGUGUACCGGCGCGAGGUGGCCGAGAGCUACGGCGAGGAGCAGCGGCGGCGCGAGCAGAACCAGUGCGCGGGGCCCGAGACGCGGCGCAAGUCCGAGAAGGUGCUCUGCAAGUACUUCCACAGCCCCAACCUGCAGAAGGCCGUCACCACGGAAACCAUCACGGGUCUGGAGGCCGGCAAGAGCUACCUGCUGGACGUUUACGUGGUGGGCCACAGCGGCCACUCGGUAAAAUACCAGAGCAAACUGGUGAAAACGAGGAAGUACUGCUAAGAGAAAAAAACAAAACAAAAUGAAAAACAAAAAGAAAAAAGAGACUGCACAGAAGAAAUAUAUUAUAUAUAUAUUAAAAAAAGAAGUUUAUUUAACUCUAAGUGAUAUUCUACUAAGGAGUGUAUACAAGACUGACUACUCACACAGCUGGUAGGCUUGUGGCAGAUGAUGGAACUGCUUUUUAGCGAGAGAUACCGACCUGUAUAUUUAUGUUUACAUUGCCAAGUCGAGACGUUUUUGGGCCAGAGC